Molecule: messenger RNA, 2631 nt
Organism: Ruditapes philippinarum (Manila clam)
Lineage: Eukaryota; Metazoa; Mollusca; Bivalvia; Venerida; Veneridae
Product: heavy metal-binding protein HIP-like
Exons: 3
Coding region: 46-672 (208 amino acids)
Molecular function (GO): protein binding
Source: RefSeq, a predicted model, not a curated record
UUCUUGCAUAGUAUUUAAGUUUCACUUUUUAUUGCUACAGAGAGCAUGAGAAAUAUGACUGAGGUUGAGAGUACUUCCGGUUUAGAUAACUUAAAGGUGGUUACAGAUGAGAUCAACAAAAAGUGUGAGGAUGGACUUUCAGACCUGUCUAAACGUUUGGAAAGAAAGACGAAUGAUUUGAGAUCUUCUUCCACAGAACUGUCCAAAAGACUUGCGGCUUCGGAAAAGCAAAUGAAAGAGUUGGAUCAGGCAACGGAGAAACAAACACAGACUGUAGCAUUCAAUGUGAUGGAUGCAGUUAACUACACGGGUUUUGGUGUCAUGAAAUUCUCCAAAACCAUACUAAACAAAGGCGGGGCCUACAACAUAGACACGGGGAUUUUCACAGCACCAAUUGACGGUAUAUAUCAGUUUAAUGCACACAUUUGCGGCGAUGAAGCUAUAGACGAGAUAGACUAUUACAUCGCAGUUAACUCACUAUCAAUAGUUUCUGGAGAGUUUACCGUCCCAGCCAAAGCUUCAGAUGCAAAAUGUGCGUCUUUUAGUGUAGUGGCCUUGGUUCGGAAAGGUGAAAAUGUUCAACUUGGUGGAGUGCCAUUCUCUUAUUUAGAUGAGAAUAACAAUAGUAAUGAUUUAUGUUCUUUCUCUGGUGUCCUGAUACACAGCAUAUAAAGCAUCACAUGUUCGAUGUAUAUAUCGAGUUUCAGAAAUAUUGAUAAUAAAAGUAAGACAUGAUCAUUGACACUAACAUAUUCAUUUGUUCCUACUCCGCUACAUUUAUACUUACAGUAUUGUUUAGAAAAGAAAAAAAACAUUAAUCAAAAUUUCAGAAACAUUAUCGAAUUUUACAAUGGUAUGUUCGUAUAAUCGCUGUCAUAUUGUCCUUUUGCCGUGAUAAUGGAUGUUAGAUUAGUUUCUUAAGGAAUUCAGAAAUGAAAACAUCGUGAAGUGUAAUUUUAUUUUUAUUGCAAUCAAUCAAUCAAUUAUUUCGAAUAAUUUCAAAAGUUUCCGUAUUUUUGCAUGUGUUGAUAUUAAGGUAAUUUAACAUGUAUUAUUAUCAUUUUUGUUGUUGGUGAUGUACGUGAAAUGUAUGUAAAUAAGAUUAUUGUUAAUAUUAUUAUUAGUGUUGAUCUAUUUAAAUGUUAAUGAAGUGAACCGGCCCCUGAUUUUUGCUGAUUUUCACGAAAGUUUGAAAAAAAGACAUGAUUGGUAAAAGCAUGUUGCCAAACGUGUAAAUAUAAAGUGAUUAGUACACUUAAUCCAUAUGCUUGUUAUAACGUGUCCAUAUAUGGAGAAAUGACCCUAACUUUUAUAUGUUAGUAAAUAGGUAGAAAUAUUGUAAAUUAAAUAAUUGUUAAUUCUGUCAUAUUAUGUAUAAACAUCCAAAGUUCCACGUGGAUAGUGACGAUUAAUACAUUCUUAAAAUGUAAAAGCUAUAUCUACGCUACUUGCCCUUUACAAAUUUUUUGUUUUAAAAUUACUCGAAUAUAGAUAUAUUUUUUUAUGUGGACGAAAUCAUUGCAAAACUGUUGAAGUCCUUCUUAAGAUUUCUUCCGCGGUACAUUUUAUUCUAUUUACGUAGUGUACCAAUGUGUGUUAAAUAACAAAGUCAUUCUAUAUUAGUUAUAACUCUUUUAAACAUGCCAACAACAUCACAGGUUUACUCUUUUUACAUUUUUGUAUAAAAUAUCAUUGGAUAUAACUUGAGCCCUUUGAACUAACGAAACACUCAUAUAUUUCAACUCUUGUUAUAUUUAAGUUCAAUUACAAUAUAGAAAAUAAGAAAUCUUUAUGGAAAAAUGAUAUUUUAGAUUGUCUUAGAUUGUCUCAGAUUGUUUUCAUUUAAACUUUCAAAGACAUUUAUAUUAUAUAUCCACGCAUUCAUUUUUGUUCUAAAUUUAAACAUGUCUUGAACAAACAGUAUUAUUAUGAAUGAUUAAAGCUGCACACCAAACUGAGUAAAAAACAAACUUUAGAACAAUAUAUUAGGAGUAUAAGCAAUGUAUAAAUAUACUCGCUUCGUUUACAUGUUUCAGGAGAAUAUGACUGAAUUUAUUGCCUUUUCGAUAAACCGUUCCUAAUAAAGGCAGAACUGUUUUGGCAUAUUUUGACAUAAUAUGCAUAAUUCAUGCAUAUUUUAAGUGCUCUGUUGGGUAUCUCAUUCAGAAAAAAUAUGUGUGUCUUUUUCAUCCUUUUUUCCAGUUUAGAGUUUGAUCAGAUUGUAUGAAAAGCCAGUAAGAUGUUGAUCUGCAUCUUUUUAUUUAUAGGCAAGUCGUUAUCGCCGAUAUAAUAGAUAUUUUUAUAAAUAAUCUUCAGAGAUUAAAUGAAAAAUUAAACAAAAUUGUCCACAAUAAUUUGAAUAAAACUCGAGACUGGACAGGCUAUUUCUUUCAAUGUUGUUUAUAUUGUUUAAAUCAGAAUAGAUUCUCGAGUGUAAUAGUGAUUUUGUUGUUUUGGAAUGUUAUUCGGUAGUCAGGGAAAAACCUGAACAUAGUAGCUUUCACGAUCAUGAUAUAUAAUAUAAUAAAAUAACUGACAUUAACUGGUUUUUCUCAAUUAAAUUUUAAGAAAAACCACUUAAUGUCAGUUAUUUUCAAGUAUAAUUUAUCUUGUUCCUGCACUUUUUAUCAA